GCGAGUUUGGAACACCUCGAUACCGCGCUUGUGCUGCGCCUCGCGCGAGCGUCACAUCAUCGCCCGGCGUUCGCCCCUCGUCAGCCCUCCGUCGUCCGAAGGACUUUGCGCGCUUUCGUCCUCCUGAACUGAACGGAUCCGUAAAGGGGACUUCGCAUUUGGACAUUUUAAUUUUCUUUUAACCUUAUUAUAAAUGGGAUUUAACGCGGCGCGUCUAGGGAAACGACUCCGGCUCCGGGCUCGCGCGGGGAAGCAUCAGUCAGAGAGACAGCGCUUGUUAUCAUGCGCGAGGGAGGCAACUGACGGCGCCGAAACGCAGUGAACCGGACAUGUGAAGAAUACGCCGAUAUCGGCCCGAGGUGAACAUUUUGGGAAUUCGAGCACGAGAGGAAAUGCGCACAGCCUGGCUUCUCCUGAUUCUAAUUGAAGAAGGAUUUGCACUGACACAGAAAGCAAAAGUUUCCUCAGGUUUGCAUAAUGUGGGGCAGACGAGAGGGAGUACUGGGCAGUGUGGCACCUGGGUGCAGAACGCCAAUGGAGGAUUCUUCACCUCCCCCAACUACCCCAACUCCUACCCCCCCAACAAGGAAUGCAUCUACAUUCUGGAAGCCCUGCCACGGCAGAGAAUUGAGCUGGUCUUCAAUGAGACCUACUACAUUGAGCCUUCCUUCGAAUGCCGCUUUGACCACAUUGAGGUGCGGGACGGCCCCUUCGGCUUCUCGCCCCUCAUCAACCGCUUCUGUGGGCCGACCAGCCCAGGCGUGGUCACGUCCACGGGCCGCUUCAUGUGGGUCAAGUUCACCAGCGAUGAGGAGCUGGAGGGCCUGGGCUUCCGGGUCAAAUACAUCUUUACCGCAGAUCCCGACUUCAAACUUAAAACAGGAGGAAUUUUAAAUCCAAUUCCAGACUGUCAGUUUGAAAUUGGAGGCUCUGAUGGCAUUAUUCACUCCAGUCAGGUGGAAGAGGAAGCCAAGAUUAAGUUUGGCGAUGCAGUCGACUGCAUCUGGACUGUACGUGCCCCACCAGGGUCCAAGAUUUAUCUGCGCUUCCUGGACUACCAGAUGGAGCACUCAAAUGAGUGCAAGAAGAACUUCGUGGCCGUGUACGACGGCAGCAGUGCCAUUGAGAACCUGAAGGCCAAGUUUUGCAGCACCGUUGCCAACGACAUCAUGCUGGAUAGUGGAGUCGGCGUGGUCCGCAUGUGGGCCGACGAGAACAGCAGGCUCAGCCGCUUCCGCAUGCUCUUCACUUCAUUCGUUGAACCACCAUGUUCAGGCAACACCUUCUUCUGCCACAGCAACAUGUGCAUCAACAACUCCCUCGUCUGCAAUGGGAUUCAGAACUGUGUGUAUCCUUGGGAUGAGAACCAGUGCAGAGAGAAGAAAUCCAGCAGUUUAUUUCACCUGAUCACCAAGAGACACAGGACAGUUAUCGGCGUGUCUGCCGGCGUGGUCCUGGUGCUGUUUGUCAUCUCAGUCCUGGUCCAGAUGAAGCAGCCAAGGAAGAAGGUUCUAACCCGCAAGGCCGUGUUCAAUAAGGGGGGCUUCCAGGAGGUCUUUGACCCACCGCACUAUGACCUCUUCUCCUUGCGGGACAAGGAGAUAUCCUCGGACCUGGCAGAGCUUGCGGACUUGUCGGAGGAGCUGGAGGGCUAUCACAAGCUGCGGCGCUCUUCCACGGCCUCCCGCUGCAUCCACGAGCAUCACUGCGGCUCACAGGCCUCCGCUGUCAAGCCGAGCCGGGCCACCCUCAGCUCCAUGGAGCUGCUGUACCGUAACGACUUCUCUCAGCCGCAGCCUAUGAAAACCUUCAACACCUACAAGAAGAGCUGCUACGGCUACAAGCAGGCACACGACUGUGCCGAGAAGGUCAUCGAGGACCGUGUCAUGGAGGAGAUCCCCUGUGAGAUUUACAUGCGAGGCAGCAACAGCAAUGCUGCCGCCAGUCAGCGUUCCAUCUCAAUGGACUUCUGAGGAGACGAG
This is a messenger RNA of Scleropages formosus (Asian bonytongue), 1982 nucleotides long. Its product is annotated as neuropilin and tolloid-like protein 2. Lineage: Eukaryota; Metazoa; Chordata; Actinopteri; Osteoglossiformes; Osteoglossidae. The coding region runs from base 393 to 1973 and encodes 526 amino acids. Gene Ontology annotation, cellular component: postsynaptic density. The transcript has 9 exons. Gene Ontology annotation, molecular function: ionotropic glutamate receptor binding. The record is from RefSeq and is a predicted model, not a curated record.